GGUAGAAUAGGCUAAAUACUACCAGAAUCAAACAAAAACUAAUCAAGAUAAAUGCAAAUUAAAUACUAAAAAUGAAACAAGAAAAAUAUAAAACAAGAGAAGUAAAGUUUUUCGUCGAACAAAAGUUGCUCAAAAUGACCUCCUAAACAUGGGAAAAAAAAUUUUGAAAAAAAAUUGGGCAGUAGAGGGUUAAUUUUUUUAAGUCUCAUUCAAACUGCAUUUAAUUUUCUAGUAUCAAUAUCUCAGGAGCUAAUUUCCUAUUUUCAAAGUUAAAAUACGAAAUUUUUAUUAAAUUGUUUGAUGUAUUUAAACAAUCAGUGUUAAUAUUGUUUUAUUUACUGUCAAGGGGUGACAUUGGGUCUGGGGGUUGAGAUUGGGUCAUACAAAAAAGCAGAAAUUUGAGUUAAGAACGCCAUUUUGUGCAACUCUCAAUGCCUCACUUUUAGGACUUAACUGAUCCGCAUCAUUAGAUUUCAAUCCUGAGAUGUUUAAUAAAACAAAAAAAUAAAACUCCUUACAUUUUUGCCACUCUUUAUAUGAAAGAAUUUGUUGAAACACUCUUAAAAUGGCUGCAAGUGCGACAAUUGGCCAAUAAGAAUUUUAUUUGUUUAGGCUUAGGUUUUAAAGAAAACCUAGAUGUCUGGGUAUCAAAAGAUUGGAAAUUGUAUGCCCUUUUCGAUGCCACAUAGGUUAAUUUGUGAAUCGUGGACUUGUUCGGAUGCCGGCGGAUUUUUCGACGACGUAAUUCCGGGUUGGUACGAAAUUCCAACAAAAAAUCUAUUCUAUCGAUAUAACGACCCCCAAAACGGUCUCUCCAAAAUGUUUAUUUAGCAAAUCUAUGGUAUAUUGACAUUUAGUUGAAUUAAAAAUUGCAAAAUUAAGUUUAGAUAUAUGUUUUAUAUAGAAUUUCCAGAGUUGUAUAAACUUUAAUACUAAGUAGUUAGUUAACGUUAUAUUCAAUCCAAAUUAUUUUUUUAAUCAGUCAAGGAUGUCUAUUUGGAGUUGGGAGACUGGAUUUAUGGUGAUUUGUCAACAAAUAACUUUAUUUAUGUUAAUUUUUCGAAAGGUGUACAAACUUUUUUAGCACCUUUUUUGCUUUUUGUAAUAUUAUUUGUUAAAGAACUUUUUAUAGAAAUCAUCUUUUCAUGAGCUUUUUGUAGCAAAAUAUUCGGUAUGAGUUUCUGAACAAAACGUAGUGCUAUACAGAAAAAAUAUGAUGGUAAUAUUCAUCAGGAAAUGGUGACAGAUUUUGUGGCAAAAUAAAUGAUAAAUUUUACCCCAGAAAAUGAUGAUUUUUCAUCAGUUUUUGAUGAAUAUUCAUCAGGUUCACAUUUUUUAUGUAAUAUUACACAAAUAAAGAGGUGAUAUUCAACCUACCAAAUUUUCAACAUUCCAAAAUUCAACUUUUUUUCUCUGUGUAGGUUUCUGUCAAACUUUAAAAUUUGUACAUGUUUCAUCACAAAAUGUGCAUUAUGCCCAAGGGUUGUAAAUACUUUAUUUACAUACUGUAGGUUCUAACAAGGUUUUAUGCUUCUGACAUAAAAUCUGGUGACAAUAAAAGCUUCAGUUGCAAAGCCUUGAACUCCUACACAGAAAAAAAAUGAUGGUAAUAUUCAUCAGGAAAUGGUGACAGAUUGUGUGGCAAAAUAAAUGAUAAAUUUUACCCCAGAAAAUGAUGAAUUUUCAUCAGUUUUUGAUUAAUAUUCAUCAGGUUCACAUUUUUACACAUUUUUUAUGUAAUAUUACACAAAUAAAGAGGUAAUAUUCAACCUACCAAAUUUUCAACAUUCCAGAAUUCAACUUUUUUUUUCUGUGUAGGUGGGUUUUAUAAAUAGGCCGUUACAACUUUUUCGGAGGUCCUUUUGGGUUUUUAAGAGGGGUUUAUCGGGGUUCUGGGGAGUUUGUUACGACUACACUCAAACCCCGUUGGUUUGACACCAACUGGGAUUUGGACGCAGUAGGCCCACCGAAACAACUCCCUGAAUAACCGCCAAAAAGACCAUUCUGUUAUACACUCAACCCCCGGUGGUUGGUCACUUUUUCGUUUGACACUUUUUUAGUUUGUACCCCGUUGGUUGGUCAAAGUCAAACUAAAAAGUGACGAAAUGUCACUUUUUACACGGCGCUCACGUACACUAUCAAAACAAACGUUUGGUAGUGUGUGUGAACUCCGUGUAAAAGGGGUGUCAAGUCAAACUAAAAAGUGACCCCGAUCGUUUGACAACAGUUGGUGUCAAACCAUCGGGGUUUGAGUGUAUCCCUAUUCAGACUGCGUUUCCAUCACUCCCCCCGCUCAGAACCACUCUUGCUUGAGCUUAUCGAUUACCUAACGAUUACUGCCCUAUCACCUCCGAAUCCCUAACCACUUUUUUAUAUUGAGACAUCAACCCAUGGUAGUGUGUCUCGUAAACCGUAAAAUAUCCCCAUUGCUGCGUAUAAGCUAGCGCCAACGGUCCGGGCUCAAAAACAGCAACGACUUUCUCCAUUACCUGGCGGGAAAAUAAAACAAGUUCUGCAAAGACUUCCUUAUUUUUUGGCUUAGGCUGUGGUGGUUGAUUGGUUUGGUUGGCUUCCUAAACCACCCCCCUUCAAGACCAACAUGGUGCGGCGAGUGCAACUCUGCAACGCGCCAUUGAACCUCUCACAGGGCUAUGCAAUUGCAAAUUUUCCUACGCGCGCUUUAGUCGAGUUUGGGUCGUGGCACCAACUGGCAGAAGAAAGCGAGAGUUUCCCGGCGCCGAAAAGGGGUAUUUUUGAAAUUGCGUACAGAAUGAGUAUCGAGUACCGUGCGUUGGAUCCCAUCCUGGGCAAACGGUUGGACGCGUUCUUCGGCAAGAAGGACUCACUGGUGGAGGUCAAUCCGGGUCGGGUCAUGAUGCCCAGCCGGUUUCGGGACAUUGGGGAGGACAUUUUGGAGUUGGCGAUACGCCCGGAUGACGUGUGGGUGCUGUCGUAUCCGAGGACGGGAUCAACCUGGGCGCAGGAGAUGAUCUGGCUGCUGGGGAACAAGCUGGACUACGAGAGUGCCCGGACGAACGUCCAGCAGGUUAGGACGCCGCUGCUCGAGCUGUCGGCGAUCUUCUCGGAGGACCAGAGCGUGCAGGACUUUGUGACGGAACACAAGAAGGUCACCUCGGUCACGUGCGUUCACAACCUGCCGAGUCCGCGGUACGUCAAGUGUCACCUUCCGUGGCAGCUGCUUCCGAAGCAGAUGGACACGGUGCGUCCGAAGAUGAUCUACAUCGCGCGUAAUCCGAAAGAUCUUGCCGUUUCGUACUACUACUACUGUCAGUUGAUUCACCAGACGGACGGAAGCUUCGAGGAGUUUUGCGACAUCUUUCUGGACGAUUGCGCGCCCAUCGGACCGAUGUGGGCCCACAUGUUGUCCUUCUGGAAGCGCCGCAAUCAACCGAACGUGCUGUUCCUCAAGUACGAAGACAUGAAGCGUAAAUUGCCCCAGGUGGUCCGCGAAGUGGCCCAGUUCAUGGACAUUGGACGCGAGCUGACCGACGCCGAAGUGGAUCGACUCUGCGAUCAUCUACAGUUUGACAAGAUGCAGAAAAACCCCGCCGUCAACAUGGAACCGUUGAUGAAGAACUCGGCUAAUAUCAACGACAAGGCCAGUGUCAAGUUCAUUCGUAAGGGCGAGAUCGGCGACUGGAAGAAUUACAUGAGCGAUGAGCUUUCCGAGCGGUUCGACGCCUGGAUCGGGAAGCACUUUGACGGCACCGGGCUGAAGUUUGUGUACGAGUGAUGUAAUUGCAUUGUACUUUCUUGUUAAAUUUGUUGUUGUUUAUGAUUAAGGCAGAAAUAAAAUAAAAAGUGGUUCAGUGGAGAAGGAA
Messenger RNA from Culex pipiens pallens (northern house mosquito), 3842 nucleotides. Its product is annotated as sulfotransferase 1B1. The coding region runs from base 2600 to 3754 and encodes 384 amino acids. Gene Ontology annotation, cellular component: cytoplasm. Gene Ontology annotation, molecular function: sulfotransferase activity. The transcript has 2 exons. The record is from RefSeq and is a predicted model, not a curated record. Gene Ontology annotation, biological process: sulfation. Lineage: Eukaryota; Metazoa; Arthropoda; Insecta; Diptera; Culicidae.